Messenger RNA from Paramecium sonneborni, 1339 nucleotides. The record is from the annotation of a GenBank genome assembly. Lineage: Eukaryota; Ciliophora; Oligohymenophorea; Peniculida; Parameciidae.
AUUUCAUGUGCAUUACUAUUGCAUGUGAGGCUUUCUGUUGUGCAGGAACAUAAAUCUGUAAUUUAGCUUGUUGUUGUUGCAAGUACUUUGCUGAAACAACCCUGAAAGAGCAAAUUAAAUUAGCUUAUAUUCUCCUAAAUUAUUUAAUAAUGGCAUUUACUGUUAUUGCACUUUAUUACAUCCAAGAUUUUUACAUCAAUUAUCUAUAAUAUUUUGGAUGUCCAGAAAGAAUUAAUAGUUUAUGUUUAGGAAUUUCAGGAAUCUAUAGAAUGAGUUUUGUUCUUACAAUAUUUUACAUUACAAUUCUAAUAUUUAUGUUUUAGAAAGGGUGGUUGGCAAAAAUGAUAAAUGAUGGUUUGUGGUUGUUAAAAUUCAUGUAAAAUAAAUAAAAUAAAAUAGUUUUAUUGCUGUAUUUUUUUAUGGAACACUCUAUAUGCCCAAUAAAUUCUUUGAAGUCUAUGUUGAUAUAAGUAUUGUAGCUUCUGGAAUUUAUUUGCUAUUUUAAAUAAUUAUUUACAUAGAUAUAUUUUAUUUAUGGGCUGAAAAAUGGGCUAGAAUGUAUGAUGAUGGAGUAGAAGGAAUGGGUUCAGCAUUGGUAGCUGCAGCUUCAUUAACAUAUACAUUAGCUUUAAUUCUAAAUAUUUAUAACUUUAUUUGGUUUGAUCAUAAUUAUUUCAUCAAUCUCAUCAAUAUUACAAUUAUCGUAAUACUAACAAUAGUGUAAUUAUUUGGAUUUAAUCCUUCUGGAUCUUUAUUAGCAACUGGAUGUAUUUCUUGUUAUAUAACUUACUUUACUUUCAGUGCCCUAUCAAGUUAUCCAAGUGCAGAUAUCAAUAUAUUUUAUGAUUCUGAAAAAAAUAUGAAGAUAUAAAUGUAUGUGAAUGGAAUAUUAAAUUUUAUUUCAUUAUUAUACAUCAUUUUUGCCACCUAAGAAUCAAGCAAAUAAGCAUUAGUUAUCUUAGAUAAAUCAAGUGAAAAGAAGAGAUCAAAUUUAAAUUUAAAUUAAUAAGUUGAAAUUGAAAUGACAUCUACUUAAUAAAUGAAUGAAGCUAAAGCUUUAAUCGAAUAAAUUGAACUACAACCUUAUUCAACUAAUCAAUAUAUUGUAUUUCAUAUUGUCAUGGCAUUUUGCUCUAUGUAUAUGUCUAUGAUGAUUACUAAUUGGGGUAGUCCAAGUAUUAGAAUUGAUACAUUUGAAAUUUUUAUGCCAAGUUAAUUAAGUUAUAAUGUCAAAUUAGGUUCCAGUUGGAUUUGUUCUGGCUUAUAUUUUUGGACUUUAAUUGCUCCUAAAAUUAUGCCAAAUAGAUUUAAUUGAUUUAUUAUAUCAUCAAGUUUUAUG